Molecule: messenger RNA, 5327 nt
Organism: Physcomitrium patens
Lineage: Eukaryota; Viridiplantae; Streptophyta; Bryopsida; Funariales; Funariaceae
Molecular function (GO): protein binding
Source: RefSeq, a predicted model, not a curated record
AACAUGGAUAAGGUGACAUGCUAUCUGUAUGAGGGAAACCGCAACUGGGUGUCUGUAAAGCUCAAGGUUUUAGGGUUAUAAAGAACAUAGGAACUCUGUCGCAAGAGGUUGCAAGCGUGCGGUGCCCUCAGAUGAUGCCAUGAAUGCUCUACAACAUUUGACCUCCUGCACAGGAAAUAGGAAGCUCACUAUCUUAGAACCAUUGCUUCCAAGUAGUCAGGGCAGAGAACAAGGAGAAUUUGCAUAGAAUACCAUCUACUACCCAAUAUUUUCGGUAGUGAACUGGUUGAUUGCGUUUCAACGUUGGAUGAUUGACCUCAUUGUUACCGAAAUAGAAACCCUUCCGAAAAUUAGCUUCCUUGUUUCAAUCUGCAGGGAGUGGAGAUAGCUCUGAUUCAGAAUCGGCUUCCGUUUUGAAGCUCUGACACCCAUUCAUGUCUAUUCAAGGUGUUCAGACUAAACACCACAUUGGUAGUGUCACGGAUUGUGAGCGGCAUGAGAAGCCAGGUUGAGGAUCUUGUGAAUGAUUAAAGGGAGAAAAGAAGCCAUGGAAGUGGGUAAUGUGAAAAUGAAGCUGCCAGGAAUGGAUCCCCUUCGGAUGUGGAAGAAUCCAGGUCCGUGAAGGAACAGAAAGAUAGACAUCAUGGAACACUGGGAAUUGUUGCGUGCAACUAAAAUUGGUUCUUCGUUCUUGUGGGGUCAAACUUCGAAGACUGGUCGAGCCUCUGUCCGUCAGUCAUGUGUUCUCAACUCUUCAUUCUGUGUUGGAAUCUGGGAACGCAUAAUGUAUUGGAGAAUGUCGAUCUUUGGAGUUCUGCGCAAUGGAUUUCGUGUGCCAUUUCGCCGACAACGCAUUGGAACCUGUGUUGGAUGAUUGACUUGGGAAUGUGGAUUGUGAUCUCUGAAGAAGACAGACACUACCAUGUGCUCAGGUCGGCAUCACUGUCAGCCCCUGCUCUGUGCAGGUGAUUGUGAUCCAAAGCCGUGCAAUGCACUCCACAGAUGGAUUCAAAUGUUUCAGCGACGCAACCUCGUCACAGAGCUUUCACAUCUGAGCCUGUGGGUGUAAUCCAUUGGCUGAACUUGAAGCCUGGUUCGGAUUCUGGCGACCCUCUACAAAUUUGAAACCAGAUCACAAAGCUCAUCAGUACGACAUUCAGGACUCGAUCGCAGGUUUCUCCGUGCAAUCACUUCCGUUCACCAACGAGAAACUCCUACCAUGGACUCUAGAGUAGAAAUCUGUUUGACAAUUCUGUUAACGCUGGCCGAAUUGCCAUGGAUUGUGAUCAGUCCCUCACAGACCUGAUUACGAACUUGACGCAGAGUACGUUACACAUAGCCCUGCACAGAUACUGGUUGAACAAUACGCAGACAUGCUUGAAGACAAUUUGGCCGAAGUGUCAAGGUUAAGAUAGCGGGAGUUGGUAAGUUAGUUAUUUACGCCGUGCACAUUCAGUACGAAUGUAUCACAAUGCGUUGCUUACAGUCAAGUUUUUAUAAUGUUUCGAAUUCCAGAGUUCAAAUUGCAAGACGAAGCCCAUGUAGACCGUUGCAGUAUUCUGCCCAAGAGACCGUCAAAUGGAUAGCACUCAUGUUGUGGCGAGUGUCAGAACCUUGACCUGGCCCCAAACCGAGAGGAAUCAUCAUCAUCAGCUCACUCUCCUGAUUGACAAAGCAGGUGCUAUCCGUUUUGUUGGACUACUUCAACUCUCUUCAAGAGUCGUGCCCGGUUCUUCCAAUUGCAAUUUCUUUAGUUUCUACAUCCUUUCCAUUGGACUUCGGCAUGGCUACGGAUGGUGCGGCAACCCCUGCGGACAUUCACAACGGCGGCAAGGCGCAUUCUGGGACGGGAUAGCGAAUUACUGGGUUUAGAUUUCCACUAACCGACUCCGAGGGAGUCGGCAGAACUGCGUACCUUGAGGGUAGCUAUCACACGCCCCCCGCCCUUGCCGCUGCUUUUUAUACUCGUAUACUUCUAUUUUUGAAUCUCCUCUUCUCUAGCAUCUCGUCACGCCUCAGCAGAUUCUCUUGACCAGCCAGGCGCGAGAAUUAUGUUUUUGGGAAGCUCAAACGAUCGCUAAAUCUUAAUGUGGAACAUGGCAUGGCGUUAGGAGAAGCAAGACGUGCUGUUGCUGAGGUGGAGUUCAGGCAGGAAGGUUUGGAGAAUGUGGGCGGGAGGAGGAGUGGCGGGGGUUUAGGGAAUGGUGGGCGAAUUGCUGGGAUGACUAGUGCAGAGAUGGUGAAGGAGGCGAACGGCCUUGCAAAGAGAGUAGUGUCUUCGUUUGAGAGCCGAUAUGGUGGUAGGAAAGUGAGUACAAGGAUUGUGAGAGCGCGGCAGAAUUCCCGAGCUGAGGACAGAAAGCGUGAUGGUUUCCCACGAGGUUUUUCUACAGUAAGUUCCAACUCCAGGUUGUGUAGAAUGGUGAGCGGCGAUGGCCUUGGGGGAGAUGGUGAUAGAGAGGACUCGAGCAGGAGCAUCAUAUUGAGUUUUGAUGUUGAGCAAAUGGGCUUGGGCAUUGUGGACGAAUCACCUGUAUAUGGCGAUAGAUCAGGUUUGACGCCAGAAAAUGGAAGCUUUCAUUUAAAUCCGAAAAAUGACGUUGUGAGGAGCGAUAGUAGCGAUGGAGGGGAAGUGCGACUGGAUGCCAGGUUGAGUGGCGCAACUUCCAAAAAAGAUGGCCGUAGGAGGCGCAUUUUUUCGAAGAGGAGAAAAUCCGCGGCAGAAAAAGUGACUCCUGAUGAUGGACUUCCGAUCAGAAACCAUCUGCGUGCCGACUUCGAUUCUGAGGCAGAGAGAGCUCAUGGCACUGAGUGUGAUGUGUUCACUGCUUCACGUCUGCUUGCUAAGCCACAGGCGACUAGGGAUGAGUAUGUGAGCAAUUACAGCACGCCGCUAGACGCAAGAGCUCAAAUGAACAAUUCUGGAGUCGAUGACGUUUACGACGCACAAGGUUGGAACAAUUUGAACACACGAGGGAAGAAACCCGAACCCCGAUAUUUCCAUGCAGCAGCUGUUGUGGGACGCAGGAUGGUGGUGGUCGGCGGCCAAACUGGUUCAGGGCCUAGCAACGAUGUCCAGGUCUUACACUUCAGCAAAAUGAUGUGGUCCGAACUGGGUAGAGAUACACCAGUUGCAAAGGGACGCGCUACCACUUUGAAAUCUGCAACGCCAGGCCGGAUGCCGCUAUGCAGGGGUCAUAGCCUGAUUUCAUGGGGAAAGACCGUUCUUUUAAUUGGCGGGGAAAUGAAUCCGGCUAGCGACAAAGUUGAAGUCUGGUCUUUCGAUCUGGAGACAGAGUGUUGGUCAAAAAUCGCUGCUAAAGGAGAAAUUCCGACAGCGAGGAGUGGUCAAAGUGUAACUAGAGCAGGGAGCAUACUCAUCAUGUUUGGAGGGGAAACACCAAAAGGGCAGAAGCUAAAUGACCUUCACAUUCUGGACUUGAAGUCUCUCAUGUGGCUGCCUCUGAACACUGUGAGUACCGGCCCUUCACCACGCUCAAAGCAUUGUGCUACAAUGUAUGAUGACCGCUUUCUGCUGAUAUUUGGUGGAUCUUCUAAAUCCAAGUAUCUCGAUGAUGUAUGUGCUCUGGAUUUUGAAACGGUGGAGUGGUCUAAAAUGAAAACAAAGGGCAUUGAUCCUUCCCCUAGGUCUGGCCAUGCUAGUAUUUUGGUCGGUGAUAAGUGGUACAUUGCCGGUGGAGAGACUCGUGGACAUGGCUCAUUGGAAACACUGAUGCUUGAUGUUUCCAACUUAACUUGGUCUGCGGUUGCUGGAACUACUGCAAAUACAACUGUUGCCAAUCAGGGUCUGAGCUUGGUACUUGUUCAACGAAAGGAGAAGACAAUGCUAGUAGCUUUUGGGGGAAAGGGAUCUGAACUUUCUAACCAGGUACAAGUCUUGUCUGUAGUGCCCUUGGAUCAUGUGAAGACUUCUUCAUACAGUGGUAACUCGGCCACAACACCAAGCAUGGCUGGAUCAGGUCUAUCAUGUGUAAACUUGGCAAAGACCCAGCUGGAUACUCUUGAAGAAGAACAAUAUGGUUCACGCGCUUCACAAGGCAAUUCUCCAGUGAUAGAAAGUUUUAAUUCUACUGAUAUUGUUCCACUGCGGAGGCGAUACAGCACGAAAUUGGAUGGCACACGUCAACCACCAGGAGAGAUUUUAUCAAGAGUGCUGAGAGAAACCCCAUCGCAUGAGAUUCCAUCGCCUCUACAACACAAAUGCAAGGUCCCAAAUAUGCAAUCAAAAGAGCUAGAGAUGAGGGAUAAGCUGGCUUCCAUUGUCACACGGAACUCAAAAAGUGCUCGGUGGCACGGAAGUUCCUCUAGGAGGAAAGGAUCCUUCGACUCAGGCAUUCUUACAUCGGUGAACGAAAGCGCUGCAUACGUAGGCUCUUCAAGAAAGGGAUCAUGGUUGAAUGCUGAUCUGAGUAUUCGAUCGAAGUCGUAUAUAAGUGACAGAAGUGAUUACAGCCUCUACACAGCGCCUCAAAGCCAGCGCUGGGAAGGGGAAGUAGAAUGCAGUGACGGUCAGCUGCUUGCAGACCUCCAGGAUGCUGUGACCAUGGAAAGGCGCAUCCAUUUGAUUAACAAGUACAGACAGAGUUUUGAGAUGAAAUUAGCAGCUGCUGUGCGCAGGGCUGAACAAGCAGAAGGGCAGGUCACAACUGCUCUUAGAGCUAAAGAGGAGAUAGCGAAUAGGUUGGCAUCCGCAUUAAAGAUGCGGCAGCACGCAGAAGGACAGCUUGCUGCAGCAUUGACAGCACAGGCGGAGCUCAAAGAGACCGUGGCUGCCGCUGAGAGAGCCCAAGAAGAUUCCAACAACCUGUGCAGUGUGGUUCACUCGGAGAACUUGCGGUUGGAACAUGACCUUGCCUUUCUUAAGGCUGUGCUUGAGGACACACAAAAGGAAUUGGACUCCACCAGGGAGGGGCUUGUCACUGAAAGAUCAAAAUCCUUCAAGCUCCAGAUGGAGAUAUUCGAUCUAAAGAAGAAAACACUGCUCUCACUUUCUGAAGAAGAUGCAACACCGAACUCAGCAUCUCAACCUUUGCCUGCAUCUGAAAUCGCAUGAGCUUGGACAUUUGUAGACCCCAUCACAGCGGCUCAUGUACAGAUCAUAGUUCUAGAUCAGUGAAUAUUAUUCGCUUCUUUGUAUCAAAGACCUCAACUUGUUUCCAUCCACUCUUUACCAUUUUCUCACACGCAUGUGCAUUACCACAAGUGGCGUAAGUAUCUUUGGAAGACGAUUGCUGACUGUAUUCCAACUGUCACACAAGUGGCAAGUCAAACUGAAAUGAAGGACAUCAUCCACCCAUAUUAAAGAA